AUGCAACAGUUUCUUUGUUGUGCGGGAGAUGAUACUUAUUACAAAUUAAAUUGUUAUAGAAUUGCAACUUUACAUUCUUCGAAUAAGAAAACAGGAAGCCGGAGUAGUAGUCCGUCUAGUGAUGAUGAGAAUCGUCAAGGAUUUUUUGUCGGCGGUAGCGAGCAGAGUGGGAAUGUAGUGCUUGGACCAGAUAGUUCACGUAAUGAAGACUUCAUUUCACAGUUUUUCAAGUCAGUUCGUGCACGUGGUGCUGAACCUCUGACACAAGAAGAGAAUGGCAAACUAGGAACUCGUGAUGCAGUGAAGUUUGCUUCGAAUAGUAAAGGUUAUCGUUUGGGAGAUGCUGUAGAGCAGUCUCAGUUGAUUGAAUCGAAGAUUUCUUCUGGUCCACAGGAAGUGACACUCAUAAUGUGGGAAAAUGGAUUUACUGUAGAUGAUGGUCCACUUCGACUCUACAAUGACCUGACAAGUCAUUCGUUUUUGCAGUCGAUUAGCGAAGGACACAUUCCAAACGAGUUAGUACGACAGCAUCCGGGUAAAGCUAUUGACAUUCGAAUGGAACGUCGACGUGAACCAUAUGUAGUUAAACCUAAACCGUUCAGUGGACAAGGACAGAGGCUAGGUGAACUUGUUCCUGCUAUCGCUCCUGCAGGAAAUUUGGAACAAGGAACGAGUAAUGGUGCUAAUCCAGCGAACAAUGGAUGUGUAGAUUUGGAUUGUGUUAAGAAAGCGCAGGAAUCGAUAAAACUAGUUGAUGGAGAGCCCACUACGCAUGUGCAAAUUCGACUACCAAAAGGGGAGCGAAUUAUCGGGCAAUUUAAUUAUAAUCAUACGGUUGGAGACAUUCGAAAUUUUCUCGUAAUUGCAGCACCAGAUUAUGCUUACCAGCCAUUCAAUUUGAUGACAACCUUUCCGAAUAAAGUGAUUGAACAAGAAAAAAUUUCUUUAAAAGAAGCAGGUUUAUUGAAUGCAGUUAUUGUUGCUAAACUUGCAUAA
Molecule: messenger RNA, 996 nt
Organism: Cercopithifilaria johnstoni
Lineage: Eukaryota; Metazoa; Nematoda; Chromadorea; Rhabditida; Onchocercidae
Source: the annotation of a GenBank genome assembly